AUGCUGGCACAAAAUAUUUGGCGAGCAACAAUGAAUGAACAACAAACCAAGAAGAAUAAUAGUGAUACUAAAUCAUCUCGUUUAAAUCAUAAAGAAGAUAAUAUUACUGACCGCUUUGUACGAUCUAAUAAUAAUCAUUCAACUGAUAGUACAUUGUCACAAUCCUCGAUGAACUCUUCGAAUUUGAAAAAUCCACUGCAAUCCUCAAAACAUCAAGUACCACAAAAUGAUCAACAAGAUUCUUUAAGACUCUUGCCAUUAACAAUUGAAAGAAAUGCUGAAAUAAUAGAAAACAAAAAGAAGAUGUUUCUUGAUAGUGAUCAACAACAAGAGCAAGGAGAAAAUUCAUCAGAAAAAAAACAUUCUGAAUCAAAAUGUUAA
Molecule: messenger RNA, 381 nt
Organism: Rotaria sp. Silwood2
Lineage: Eukaryota; Metazoa; Rotifera; Eurotatoria; Philodinida; Philodinidae
Source: the annotation of a GenBank genome assembly